GUGAGUGGAGCUGGCAGCUCUGACGGGAGGGAGAAGGGAGGAGGCCCACGCGCAGGCAGUGUCUAUGUGUCCGUCCCCUGGGCACAGUUCCCCCAGCCUGUGGGAAGCCCCAGCAGCUGAACCGGGUUGUGGGCGGCGAGGACAGCACUGACAGCGAGUGGCCCUGGAUCGUGAGCAUCCAGAAGAAUGGGACCCACCACUGCGCAGGUUCUCUGCUCACCAGCCGCUGGGUGAUCACUGCUGCCCACUGUUUCAAGGAGUAUGUACAGCCGGCCUGGGGCACUUGAUCUUCUAAGGCCCUGGGCUUUGUGCCCCAGGCCCUGGGCUCCCUUUACAGGCUCUGCUUCCGGGCCUCUGUUCAAUCUUGGUGCCCCUCGAUUCUACCUAGAAGCCUCUCCUGCCUUCAGGGGCCUUCACACCCAUGCUGUUCCCCCAGGUACCUCCUCCCAGACCAGGCCUGGCUGAUCCUCCCCUUCCCUUUCCUUCCAGCAACCUGAACAAACCAUACCUGUUCUCUGUGCUGCUGGGGGCCUGGCAGCUGGGGAACCCUGGCUCUCGGUCCCAGAAGGUGGGUGUUGCCUGGGUGGAGCCCCACCCUGUGUAUUCCUGGAAGGAAGGUGCCUGUGCAGACAUUGCCCUGGUGCGUCUCGAGCGCUCCAUACAGUUCUCAGAGCGGGUCCUGCCCAUCUGCCUACCUGAUGCCUCUAUCCACCUCCCUCCAAACACCCACUGCUGGAUCUCAGGCUGGGGGAGCAUCCAAGAUGGAGUUCCCUUGCCCCACCCUCAGACCCUGCAGAAGCUGAAGGUUCCUAUCAUCGACUCGGAAGUCUGCAGCCAUCUGUACUGGCGGGGAGCAGGACAGGGACCCAUCACUGAGGACAUGCUGUGUGCCGGCUACUUGGAGGGGGAGCGGGAUGCUUGUCUGGGCGACUCCGGGGGCCCCCUCAUGUGCCAGGUGGACGGCGCCUGGCUGCUGGCCGGCAUCAUCAGCUGGGGCGAGGGCUGUGCCGAGCGCAACAGGCCCGGGGUCUACAUCAGCCUCUCUGCGCACCGCUCCUGGGUGGAGAAGAUCGUGCAAGGGGUGCAGCUCCGCGGGCGCGCUCAGGGGGGUGGGGCCCUCAGGGCACCGAGCCAGGGCUCUGGGGCCGCCGCGCGCUCCUAGGGCGCAGCGGGACGCGGGGCUCGGAUCUGAAAGGCGGCCAGAUCCACAUCUGGAUCUGGAUCUGCGGCGGCCUCGGGCGGUUUCCCCCGCCGUAAAUAGGCUCAUCUACCUCUACCUCUGGGGGCCCGGACGGCUGCUGCGGAAAGGAAACCCCCUCCCCGACCCGCCCGACGGCCUCAGGCCCCGCCUCCAAGGCAUCAGGCCCCGCCCAACGGCCUCAUGUCCCCGCCCCCACGACUUCCGGCCCCGCCCCGGGCCCCAGCGCUUUUGUGUAUAUAAAUGUUAAUGAUUUUUAUAGGUAUUUGUAACCCUGCCCACAUAUCUUAUUUAUUCCUCCAAUUUCAAUAAAUUAUUUAUUCUCCA
Molecule: messenger RNA, 1525 nt
Organism: Homo sapiens (human)
Lineage: Eukaryota; Metazoa; Chordata; Mammalia; Primates; Hominidae
Gene: PRSS22
Product: serine protease 22
Exons: 4
Coding region: 422-1162 (246 amino acids)
Biological process (GO): proteolysis
Cellular component (GO): extracellular region
Molecular function (GO): serine-type endopeptidase activity
Source: RefSeq, a predicted model, not a curated record